CUCUCCCUCGGCCUCGUCCUCGCCGACGACAUCCGCGCUCCCGAUCCCCUCCCUCCUUAUCGCGCCUCCAUCAAGGAUGGCUAUGCUGUAGUGGCUUCAGAUGGUCCUGGUGUAUAUCCAGUCAUAACUGAAUCAAGAGCUGGAAAUGAUGGCAUUGGCGUCGUAGUUACCCCUGGAACAGUUGCAUAUGUUACAACUGGAGGGCCAAUACCUGAGGGUGCUGAUGCUGUUGUGCAAAUUGAGGAUACUGAAAAAGUGGCUGACUCUUUAAAUGGGGUAAAACAUGUCAAAAUAUUGGUGGGAGUGCCCCAAGGACUUGAUAUUCGUCAAGUGGGUUGCGACAUUGCAAAAGAUACUAUUGUGCUAAAGUCCGGGGAGCAAGUUGGCAAUCCUGAGAUUGGUUUGCUUGCCACUGUUGGAGUUACAGUGGUGAAGGUUUACCCUAGACCAACUGUUGCUGUUUUGUCUACAGGAGACGAGCUAGUAGAACCAGGGACUGGAACUCUAGGUCGAGGCCAGAUAAGAGAUUCAAACCGUUCAAUGCUAGUAGCUGCUGGUAUCCAACAGCAGUGCAAAGUUGUUGAUCUUGGUAUAGCUCCUGACAAUGAGGAAAUUCUUGGUGAGACAUUGGAUGCCGCAAUUGAUUCUGGGAUUGAUAUACUAUUGACUUCCGGUGGUGUUUCAAUGGGAGAUAGAGAUUUUGUCAAACCUAAUUUGGAAAAGAGAGGAAUGAUCCAUUUUGAAAAGAUUAACAUGAAACCUGGAAAGCCUCUGACAUUUGCUCAAAUUAGAAAUGAUAAAGGGUCAAAGACAAUUCUUGCCUUUGGUUUGCCUGGAAAUCCAGUGAGCUGUUCCGUUUGCUUCCAUCUUUUUGCUGUACCCACCAUUCGUCAUCUUUCUGGUUGGUCGAAUCCUCACCACCAAAGAGUGCAUGCCUGUAUUGCAAACUCAAUAAAGACAGACCCUAACCGACCAGAAUAUCAUCGUGCCAUAGUAAGAUGGGAGUUUGUUACUGCAACAGGCAGCCCGGGUUUUGUUGCUGAGAGCACUGGACAACAAAUGAGUAGUCGCCUUCUCAGUAUGAAGUCUGCUAAUGCAUUACUAGAGUUACCUGCCACCGGGCAGAUACUUCCUGCUGGAACAUCUGUUCAAGCAAUAUUGAUUUCAGACAUAAGUUGUUUUCCUCAGGGUAAGUCAUCUGGAGCCACUUCUAUGUCACUUCAUCAAGAGCAUGCGGUCAAAAGCAACAAGUCCACACACAUGCAAGUGGAGGCCGCAUCUCUGGAAAAGUUUAAGGUAGCAAUUCUUACAGUGAGUGAUACAGUUGCAUCAGGGGCAGGACCUGACAGAAGUGGUCCUAGAGCAGUAUCUGUUGUGGACUCUUCAUCAGAAAAGCUAGGUGGAGCGAGUGUUGUUGCAACAUCUGUUGUUCCUGAUGAAGUGGAUAGGAUCAAGGAUAUUCUACAGAAAUGGAGUGACCUUGAUAAAGUUGACCUUAUCAUUACUUUAGGUGGUACGGGCUUUACACCAAGAGAUGUCACACCUGAAGCCACAAAGGCUGUUAUUGAGAAGGAGGCUCCUGGUCUCUUAUUUGUGAUGCUUCAAGAGAGUCUCAAGCUGACGCCAUUUGCAAUGCUGUCACGGGCUGCAGCUGGGAUCAGAGGUUCUACCUUAAUCAUCAACAUGCCAGGCAAUCCAAAUGCGGUUGCUGAGUGCAUGGAGGCACUGCUUCCUUCACUUAAACAUGCACUGAAGCAGAUAAAGGGCGAUAAAAGAGAGAAGCAUCCUCGACAUGUUCCCCAUGCCGAAGCACAGCCUAUAGACCAAUGGGAGCGCAGCUUUAUGGCCGCAUCAUCAGGCUCGCAAGGAUGUUCUUGUUCACAUUAAAUUGUUUGCUGCUCAGAAGCAUGCAAGCAAUUCUGGACAAUAUAGAGGUGGCAAGUCCAAGUACAGGGAUUUCAUGUUCUUCAUUACCUGCAGCAGAGGUUUAUGAUAUGGUUUGAUUUAAAAUAAUGUAAUCGAGGACUAGUGAACAUUUUCAUCUUUUUAUAAAGUGUAGUGGGAAAAGGUUAAAAUGCGGAACUUCAGAACUCAGUUCUUUGGUGCUGUAAUACGUCCGUUGCCUUUGUAGUUUGAUAGCUUGUUGUACCUUGAGAACAUGACAGAAGCAACAAUCGUCAAAGUUUUUGUUUAUCGGUUUACA
Messenger RNA from Asparagus officinalis (garden asparagus), 2203 nucleotides. RefSeq names its product molybdopterin biosynthesis protein CNX1. Lineage: Eukaryota; Viridiplantae; Streptophyta; Magnoliopsida; Asparagales; Asparagaceae. The transcript has 13 exons. The annotation marks the transcript as partial. Gene Ontology annotation, cellular component: cytosol; cytoplasm. The record is from RefSeq and is a predicted model, not a curated record. Gene Ontology annotation, biological process: molybdenum incorporation into molybdenum-molybdopterin complex; Mo-molybdopterin cofactor biosynthetic process. Gene Ontology annotation, molecular function: molybdopterin molybdotransferase activity.